GCAGCUUCCCGGUGGUGUACUUUUCGUUUAGCAGGGAGGAGUCAGCCUUUAGUUUCUUAAUUGUACUGACAUGUUUAUGGAAUUAUCAACAAUUCUACAACAUGUGUGGUCCGCUUUGUUCAUAAUGUAGUUGGAGCAUGUUGUCGGCGUGAAGCUAUCGAGCAGAAAUCGGUAAAAUAUCGAUAAAAGAGCGAAGGAAACAGGAAGGCGGAACAAGAUCCCCGAAGCCCAGACGAAGCUAAAACAAACACCAACCGACGGUCCAUAACAAAAACCUUGCUGACUGUUUAUACAACCUUCCGACUGCUUCUGUCUUGACGGUAAAUAAUUCACCAGAAGCGUUCAAACAAAUCGCCCACCGCCACCACAUGCGACCAUGUCCAUGGCCCUGAAACAAGUCUUCAACAAAGACAAGACGUUCCGGCCCAAGCGCAAGUUUGAGCCAGGGACGCAACGCUUUGAGCUGCACAAAAAGGCUCAGGCAUCCCUCAACGCCGGUCUGGACCUGAAGCAGGCCGUGCAGCUGCCCCAUGGCGAGGACCUGAACGACUGGGUGGCUGUCCACGUGGUCGACUUCUUCAACCGCAUAAACCUCAUCUAUGGCACCAUCAGUGACUCAUGCACCGAUCAGACCUGUCCCGUCAUGUCCGGCGGGCCCAAGUACGAAUACCGCUGGCAAGACGAGCACAAGUACAAGAGGCCCACCGCCCUGUCGGCCCCCAAAUACAUGAGCCUGCUCAUGGACUGGAUCGAGGUACAAAUCAACAAUGAGAACAUCUUCCCCACUAAUGUUGGUACUCCCUUCCCUAAGACCUUCAUGCAAGUGGCUAAGAAGAUUUUGUCUCGUCUGUUCCGGGUGUUUGUCCACGUCUACAUCCACCACUUUGACCGCGUGAGCCAGAUGGGGGCUGAGGCUCACGUUAACACCUGCUACAAGCACUUCUAUUACUUUGUCACUGAGUUCAACCUCACGGACCACAAAGAGCUGGAGCCUCUGAAAGAGAUGACCUCCCGGAUGUGCCACUGAGCAAGCGACCCACCGGGCCAAAAUGCAUCCGUCCAUCUCCAAGGCUGCAUCGGAGAAAAAGAAGAGCAAACAGAUUCAGAGUCUAUUUUUAUAUUUAAGUACUGUAAUCUAUUUUAGCCACAUACUGUAGGUUUUAACCCUGUCAUGUGCGGCAUUCUGUUCCUUUUAAAGAAAAGUUUUCAGACAUUUUAUUGGAGCACAGUAUUAAGAGGUAUAUGUUUGUGAUGAUGCUUUUUUUCUAUUUGAAUCUCAAUCAUUCCAGGAUGUUAUAAUGCUUAUUGUUUUCUUUAAAAUGAUCUAAAAUAGUUCAAUUUCUCACUGUACACCUAUGAAAUCAAUAUAUUGUUACAUUAAAGUAAUUUCUAUGCUGUCAUAUAUUGCAUUUGGCUGUAUAAAUUUACAGGGAUAGGCUGCAGCUUGAAUAGUUUUGAUUAGUUCUCACAGGUACUUUUAGCUGUAUUACAUUUUCUUCAAUCUGAGCAAUGAUUUUGUGUUACAAGUCAAAGAUAAUUUUUUCAUUUUGAAGUGCUAACAAAAUGGUACAGUAAAUCAUUAAAAAUAAACAUUA
Molecule: messenger RNA, 1595 nt
Organism: Salarias fasciatus (jewelled blenny)
Lineage: Eukaryota; Metazoa; Chordata; Actinopteri; Blenniiformes; Blenniidae
Gene: mob3a
Product: MOB kinase activator 3A
Exons: 4
Coding region: 377-1027 (216 amino acids)
Source: RefSeq, a predicted model, not a curated record